AUGGUGAUAUCCGCGCACACGAUGCCAGUAGAAGUGGAUGCCUCCACCUACACGGAUUGCCGGGUAGUGCCUGUUGUAUGCCACUUGACCCAGGACAAGGCCGUCAGUCCCGAAGAACAAUGCGAGUUCUCUGCACGCGUGGUGAUGGGCAUCGCAAGUGUUCCGCGAGUGAUUGACAAGAUUAGCGGGAGCGCAACCUAA
Molecule: messenger RNA, 201 nt
Organism: Neurospora tetrasperma FGSC 2508
Lineage: Eukaryota; Fungi; Ascomycota; Sordariomycetes; Sordariales; Sordariaceae
Exons: 3
Coding region: 1-201 (66 amino acids)
Source: RefSeq, a predicted model, not a curated record